Pelobates cultripes (western spadefoot toad) is the source of this 20106-nucleotide messenger RNA. The record is from the annotation of a GenBank genome assembly. Lineage: Eukaryota; Metazoa; Chordata; Amphibia; Anura; Pelobatidae.
CCGCCCACUCUGUCACACCGGAAGCGGAAGACGAGCUGUUGCUGUGUCGGUGUGUGUGUCACGGGUUAUUCGGUACCGAGAUGGGUAGAGGGGGCGGAACGUUUGAAAGACUGCUGGGUAAGAGUGGGAUCCGGGUCUGAGUCCUGCACCGGUCACGGCCAGCCUCGGGCUCUCCAGCUGGAUUCAACCAGCCAAGGGCAUCAUGGGAAAUGUAGUCCGCGACAGCUGGAGUGCCAGGGGCCGGCCCUGUGUGAGAUACAGUGUCACAUAGACCCCCAAUAACUAUACCAACCGUCUAUAGACCCCCAAUAACUAUACCAACCGUCUAUAGACCCCCAAUAACUAUACCAACCGUCUAUAGACCCCCAAUAACUAUACCAACCGUCUAUAGACCCCCAAUAACUAUACCAACCGUCUAUAGACCCCCAAUAACUACACUAACCGUCUAUAGACCCCCAAUAACUACACUAACCGUCUAUAGACCCCCAAUAACUAUACCAACCGUCUAUAGACCCCCAAUAACUAUACCAACCAUCUAUAGACCCCCAAUAACUAUACCAACCGUCUAUAGACCCCCAAUAACUAUACCAACCGUCUAUAGACCCCCAAUAACUAUACCAACCGUCUAUAGACCCCCAAUAACUACACUAACCGUCUAUAGACCCCCAAUAACUAUACCAACCAUCUAUAGACCCCCAAUAACUAUACUAACCGUCUAUAGACCCCCAAUAACUAUACCAACCAUCUAUAGACCCCAAUAACUAUACCCUAUAGACCCCCAAUAUGACCCCAAUAACUAUACGUCUAUACUAUACUAUAAGACCCAAUAACUAUACCAACCGUCUAUAGACCCCCAAUAACUAUAACCGCUAUAGACCCCCAAUAACUAUACCAACCAUCUAUAGACCCCCAAUAACUAUACCAACCGUCUAUAGACCCCCAAUAACUAUACGUCUAUAGACCCCCAAUAACUAUACCAACCGUCUAUAGACCCCCAAUAACUAUACCAACCGUCUAUAGACCCCCAAUAACUAUACUAACCGUCUAUAGACCCCCAAUAACUAUACCAACCAUCUAUAGACCCCCAAUAACUAUACUAACCGUCUAUAGACCCCCAAUAACUAUACCAACCGUCUAUAGACCCCCAAUAACUAUACCAACCGUCUAUAGACCCCCAAUAACUAUACCGACCGUCUAUAGACCCCCAAUAACUAUACCAACCGUCUAUAGACCCCCAAUAACUAUACCAACCGUCUAUAGACCCCCAAUAACUAUACUGACCAUCUAUAGACCCCCAAUAACUAUACCGACCGUCUAUAGACCCCCCAAUAACUAUACCGACCAUCUAUAGACCCCCCAAUAACUAUACCGACCAUCUAUAGACCCCCCAAUAACUAUACCGACCAUCUAUAGACCCCCAAUAACUAUACCGACCAUCUAUGUCAUUAUAUAGUAACAUGUAUAGACCCCCAAAUAUAAAUAAAUAUAUAGUAAAUCACAUGUUUCUAUGCAGGUAAGCACUGCCAAUUCAGGACUACGUUUAAUGGCCCAUAGUGAUCAACUGGUGUGUCAAAACAACUGUAGCUUAAUGAAUUAGUGUUGGUGUAUAGAUAAUACCCCUGCAGUAUCACUGCUAAGUUAUCUGCCAUUUAGGCGUUAAAUCACUUUUGUUUCUAUUUAUGCCGCUCUGGCUGUGACUGACAGAGCCUGCAUGAAACAUAAAUAAAUGUUUUUGUUUUUGUUUUUAAAUAAGAUGUUAACUUGUUUUAGAAGUUUGUAAAUUUAACUUUACUUGCACACAUGAAACUUCUGCAGGAUCUAGAAGGCUACUACCAGAGCAAGAGAGAAGAAAUUCUAAAUUAAACAGACUGUGCAAUAAGUUUAAACAUUAGAUCUCUUUACAGGAAUUGUUUAGAAAGGCUGUGUAUGUCACAUGCAGGGGAGAUGUAACUAGGGCUGCAUAAACCAAGUGAUUUAUCUUUGAAAUGGAGAGCUGAGCAGAGAGAGUGCAGGGGCAUGAUCUAUACACCAUAACUGCUUCACUAAGCUAAAUGUGUUUUGGUAACGCUUCUAAAGUGGCUUGACAUAUUAUACUGGAAGGACGUCUGGGUAUACUUUUAUGACAACAUAUACCUGCUGAUGUAGUCUGCAUGUGAUACUGUUUAUAAACUGUAAUAGCUAAAUGAUCAUUUAAAUGUAUGGACAAGUAGACAUAUUAGAAAGAUCAGCGUAUUCAUAGAUUACAACAGAGAGCAUUUGAUUCUAUACCUACAGUACAGAGAUUUCUUUUUAUAUCUGAGCCAUGGAUAAUGCUGUUAUACCAUAAAAUAUGAAAUAUAAAAGCCCAUUUUUGGUUGGCUGCCUUGAUGUGCCCAUAACCAGGACCUGUUAUGGAAGAUAUAUUCAGCAAGGCUGCACCAGACUCACUCCAGACUUGUUUCAUGUAUUUUUAAUAGGAAUCCCUGCUUAGUCCGUUAGUUACAUUUAUGCACAAAUAUUCAUGAGGUGCGAAUGGACCAGUCCAUUGUGGGAAACGGAUUCCUGGGGUAAUUUCUUCGAUGGAAACCCAGAGAGGGGCUCGUUAUGUGAAGAAGACUUCAGGGAGACGUGUUUGAACAGAAUCUGUUAUUUGGGUUUGAGUGCAAAUCAAGUUAAGCAUUUGCUUCUAUAUGGGAGAAUUGCAGAUAGGUUUCUUCAACGGAGGAACUUUUGCAGGAUCGGAUGGCUGACAAUAUAUGGCAGUCUGGGAUCAAUACUGAACUAAAAUACAGUGUGAUGGUCCACUUUAUUUCUUAUCACACAAAUCAGGCUGUUAGGAGAUAGCAUGAUUUAAUCAAUUCUGUUUUCCUCUUUACAGAUAAAGCCACCAGCCAGCUCUUGCUGGAGACUGAUUGGGAGUCCAUUCUGCAGAUAUGUGAUAUGAUUCGUCAGGGAGAUACCCAGUAAGUGUAUCUCUGUUACCUACCUGCCAGAGUUUAUUAUUUCUCAGAUUUUCAUGCAGUUAAACAAGUAGUAGCUUUGUUGUUUAUGCACAAAACCCUGGGUUGCAGCAAAUUGAAUUACAAAUGGGCAAAUUCGGGCCAGAAUAGCCGAGCUGUGACUAGUGAAGGCAGAUAAUUUUUCUAGAUCGGAUAAAAAUGUUCUUUAAAUGUUGUCAUUCCGAUUUCAGUUCAGUGUGUGUGCAUGAAUCUCCAUUGUGUUUCACACCAUAUUGUGUUUUCCUCAAAUACAUAAAUAGUUUUCUAGUACAGAAGUCCAACAUCUGAAUGUUAAAGCUUUAUUCUAGGCACCUGGGCAACCUCUACCCCUACUAAAACUUAGUGUAAGAAUACACCUGGCUAAAUCUGCAUUUUGGACAAUGCCCAGACACGAAAACAAACACUUUUAAUAAUCCCUGCUGCAGCCAGCUUUCUGCUGAGUAUUUCUAAUAGGAAACAUGACAUAGGAUGUUAUUGUGUGUGCACAUUGGAGCCGACUUUUCUUGUGCUUUUGGGACAGUACUACUUGGAGGUCUGGCAUGGAAAACAUUCUGCGUUUAGUGCGAGUCUUACUAUGCUCACUGAAACCUCGGUGCCUGUUGCCACCUUGUCUUUUGCAGUCACUAGAAUGUUUUUCAAAACCUGCCUUUUCAGAAAUCUGAUUGCAGCCAUUGACAGCUUCUUUAUUUUGUCCCAUUUAGGUAGUGUAAUCACUGUUCCUUCAACUUUAAACUUGCAAAUUAUGCUUCCAACAGUGUCUCCAGGAACAUUCAGUGCCGUAGCUAUCUUUUUGUAUCCUGUUUUUUAUUUGUGAAGACAAUGAGCUCUUCUCUUAACUUUGUGGACCAUUCUUUUGACUUAGCUCUAUUUCUAACAUGCAGUUAAACGUGACAUUCAACAAACCCCUAGCCAGUUCAUGUAUUUUAAGUGCUCCAGCUCAAGCACACCUGGUGCAACUAAUCAAGCACUUGAGACAACACCUAUUUCGCAUAUUUGUGCUGCUGUGAGGGAUUCUAUUCAGGGGGUUGAAUAAUUUUUAGACUGGAGAAGUCAUUAUAAGUUGCAUUUUCUGUUGAAUUUUAGGAAACCACUUAAAGCUUUUGAUUUGUGUCGAGCUAUUUCAGUUGCUUUUGUUUGAUUUGUUCAUUGCAAACAGCUGAAAGUCUGUAAAUCUUGAUAAUAAACCUGAUUUUCAAUGGGGGGGUUGAAUCAUAUGAAUUACAACUCUAUAUCAUGUCAACUUCACUGAGAUGACAUGUUUGAUUUACCUCAUUAAUAUCGAGGAGACCGUAAUUGAAAUAGCAUAUUAAUAAAUAGUCAAAAAGUUCACAUCAUGUAUUUUAAGAAUAUUAGAAUGAUUUUCGGGCAGUAGGUAGUGCUUUCGAAUGUAUUGUAUUCUAUAUGUUUAUAUUGGCUAGUUUGCAGCUCUAUUAAGGUCAUUUUUCAGAUGUAACAGACACAUAACACACAAAAAACACAGGGUUAUCUACUACAGUGAGAAUUCAAAGUGAAUUUCAAAUUUAAGGUCAAAAUGAAAAAAGCCAACAUUUGAAAUUAGUCAAAAUGGAAAAAUGUGGCAGUUUUUUUCAGUUUGGCUACUCUGGACUUAAAUUUGGAAUUCACUUUGAAUUAUCACUUUAGUAACUAACUCUGUCAGUAUUAAAAAUUCUAUGAACUGACAGUUUUCCGUUGGUGUUUUCAUGUUAUUAGGAUUAGAGGUAAUCUUCAAUUAGCCUUUCCUCUUUGUCUCUAGUUCUGUCUGUUGGUGAAGACUCACCCCACAUUUCUUAUUUUAGAGCUAAAUAUGCCGUGAAUGCCAUCAAGAAGAAGGUCAAUGACAAGAAUCCACACGUGGCUCUAUUUGCUCUCGAGGUGAGGUUUCUCAGUGUAUCUGUGGAAUAAGGUCAAACCUAGGAACAUGUACCACAUACAGUAUAUAUUUAUAUACAUUUCAGGAAGCCUUGUCCUUUCUAUGUUUCUUUGAUAACAUUAUAUCUAGUGCCUGUUUAUUUUUAGAGCUCGGUAAACAAUAAGAAAAUGGUGUUCCCAUAAUAUCCAGACAGGUGGUCGAUCUCACCGUUUUGUGUUCCGUACAGGUUCUGGAGUCUGUGGUGAAAAACUGCGGCCAGACUGUGCACGAUGAGGUGGCGAACAAGCAGACCAUGGAGGAACUGAAAGAACUACAGAAGGUAAUGGACCCAGGGUCAUCAGAUGGGGGAAAGGCCCACCCUGGCGAGCCAGACCUUAACAAAGUCAUUUUUGUUUACUGUAAUGAAACCUAAUGAAAUUAUACCAUUUUAACUUUUUAAUUCUUUUUAAAAAAAAAUUAAUUCUAUUAAUUUAAAUGUUAAUAAAUAAGACCCAGAACAUCAUCCAAAUUCCCCAGCUGUCUGUCACCAGCCCUGUACCUCGAUUGUUUGUAUGACAGAGAAAAAGUAAAGAUACCUAGAGCGAGAUCUAAGAAUAGAAGCACAUUUCUAAAAAUGACUAAAGCUUAAUUUUCAUGAGCUAAUUUGAAAUAGAGAAGACGUCGACAGUAAAAGUAUGAAACAAUGCACCUCCCGUGGCUGUGACUGACACAGCCUCCAUGAAAAAAUGGUUUUAUUUUCAAUCAGAUCUCAAAGACAUCAUAUCAAAGUGGCUUAGUAGUGGUUAUGGUGCCAGGUGUGUUAUUUAACCUCUUAAGGAGUAAGACUUUUUUGUGAUGUUACACAACUGUGAUUAAGGCCUUUUUGUCGCUGUUGCCAUGUGUUUAUUCUACUAUAAUUUCUCGCUUUCUUUUUAAGUGCACCCAUAUAUAUUAUAUAUAAUUUUUUAAAGGAAAAAUAUAAAAAAAUAUUAAAAACAUGGAGAAAAAAACACUACUUUUUUUUUCUUCUUCUCAGUUUUCCAUUUAAAGGAACAGUAUAGGGUCAGAAACACAAACAUGUAUUCCUGAUCCUAUUGUGUUAAAAACACCAUCUAGCCCCCCUGCCCGCCCAUCCCCCUUACACCGUAAAUAUAAUAAAAUCUUACCUUUAUUCCAGACUGCUGCUGGCUCUGACCCUGAUCUGCCUGCUUGGCUGGCAUCAUCAGAAGUGGUGAUCGCAGCCAAUCACAAUUCUUUCCCAUAGGAUUAGCUGAGACUGUCAAGGAGGCAGAUCAGGUCAGAUCCAGCACAAGCCAGACACAGCUCUGGGCAAUCAGCAUCUUCUCUUAUAGAUACAUUGAAUCAAUGCAUCUUUAGGAGGAAAGCUCAGUGUCUCCAUGCAGAGGGUGGAGACACUGAAUGUCAGUCACACUGCAGCACUGCCCCAGGAAGCACCUUUACUAGCCAUCUGAGGAGUGGCCAGUGGAGUUAUCACUAGGCUGUAAUGUAAACACUGCAUUUUCUCUGAAACAAACAGUGUUUACAGCAAAAAGCCUGAAGGGACGGAUUAUACUCACCAGAACAAAUACAAGAAGCUGUAGUUGUUCUGGUGACUAUAGUGUCCCUUUAAUAAUUUCUGCACACCAAUUGCAAAUUAAGAAAACUAACUCAAACUAGAUUUACUAAUUAGUCCUGAUUGUUAAAUUCCCAAUAUAUGUAGGAUUUUAAUACAUUUUUAGACGUUGUAAAACAACUAUUGCAAGAAGUGAAUUACAGUUGCAAAGCUAAAACUUUUCAAAAUUUGGCAUGCUGAGAUUACAACUUUUAUAGCAGUCACGGAAUCCAGAAUCGCUACACACAAGUAUAUAUUUGUAGUUACAGGCUAUGUAACUAAGAGCAUUUUGACACUUUACAGUUAAUCAUUUUAUUGCAAACCAAGGUCAAAUAAAUAAUUUGUUUGUGGGUUUUAUUCCACUUUUUGGAAACAUUUACAUACCAUGUCCCACUACUGCAAACAUCCCAUGUUUGUAUUCUGCUACUAUUCUCAAGUACAGUGAUACCCCACAUGUAUACCUUCUCCUCUAAUCUAACCCAUAAUUCCUGUCGUAAUCCUACCACUAAGCUCACUUCUCAAGGGAGAGGGAUUUCCCAGCUCACACAGUACAUAGGGCUCUGUCUGAUUGCAGCAUGAGCAAUGAUUUAAAGGGCUAUGAGCUGCUCUUUGAGCACUGGUCAUAGCUCUACUGUCAGUCUGGCGACACUUACUCUGGCCCCAACAGACAGAGAGGACCCCCAGAUAUCUAAAAAUACCUGGGGCUUUUUUUUUUCUUUUUUCUAGAGGGCAGACUCAGAAAUACUGCGACUGAGAGAGAUUUAAAGGACUAUGAGCUGCGCUUAUUCUGGGUGCUGCUCAUAGCUGUCCUGUCAGUCUGGGGCCACUAACUGCAUCCCCAGCUGACCGAGGAGACCCUGGAGCUCCUUGACAACAGCAAGAUGUUACCACUGCAGGUACCUUUACUAAUGGUCUUAAAGCCCUGCACAGUAUGACACCAGAGACCGCCAUGUGGUCUUUAAGUGGAUAAAGAUAAUAUAAUUGGGGCAUCUAUCAAAUCUGAAAGAGAUAGCUAAAAUACCAUACCUCAGCCAGGUGAGAGCAAACUCUUAACCUCCCUUGGCUACAGCUAAGCAGAAUAAAUCUGUAUGAAACCCUCAUAUGAUAUCAGUGACACACUCUCCCCCAGCCUGACAGUGUGCAUUUAAAACAAGGGCGACAGUGUACCAUGAGUGUGCACCAAAACCCACCCCCACCACAGUGAUGUGUAUCUCCCUGCCACCACCCCACCACUACUCCUCCAAGUAGUGUGUGUUGUAUGCAUCAAAAGCCAACAUCUCCUCCUAAGCCCCCAAAGAAAAUCUAUCCCCCCAACAGUAUGCUUUGACAAGCCCACCAGGAAGUGUGAGUAUUCUCUGGUUGUUUUGUUUAUUCUUGCUUGGGGCUCUAUACUUGGAUGGAAAUUCCCUGCAGAGAGCAGAAUGGUGAAUCAUGUGACCAUGUUUCACAGCUUCCUGAUUAGUCAGGUGAGCCGGUGUGUCAUUGAGCUCAGAUCAUGAUAGUGUCACAUUUAACAUACAGAGAUUAGGCUUCGUGUUUAUGCGAGAUCCACUCCUUUUCUUGUUUUACAAGCUGCUAGGCAGUUUUCUCUCUCACUUGAGAGCUGAGUCGACUUCUAAUCUCAGUGCUCUCUUUGCUUUGUGUAACCAAGUUAUUCUCUAGGAGCCUCACCUAAAGAUCUCUGUGCCUUCAUAACCAUUAAUAGAACGCGAUCCUGGGCCAUGUUCAUGUGACAAGUGUUAAUGUUCUCUUCAGCGACAGGUGGAGCCCAACGUACGAAACAAGAUCCUUUACCUGAUCCAGGCAUGGGCCCAUGCCUUUCGUAACGAGCCAAAGUAUAAGGUUGUGCAAGAUACAUACCAAAUCAUGAAGGUGGAGGGUAAGUUGUGGGGCAAUAUUUAUAGUAUUAUACUGUAUUUCCAUAGGAUAACAGCCUAUAGCUAUCGUAUGACAGUCUGGCAGAGGCUCAUGGUAACUGCAGUACCACAGUUGUGCAGAAGUGUGUGGUUUGCAGUGUGUGGCUAAUUGAAACAUGUGUGAAACACAUCACACACACAGAGAGAGAGAUACAGAGUAGCUGAAACAGUGAAACCAGCUUACUGAGGUCAAAAUGCUUUUUUUUUUUUCCUGUCUUAUGUUAAUUAUAGCACCAAAAUAGGUUUAGCCCCAUAAUUAUUCUAAAAAACUUUUUUUAUUCCAGGUCAUAACUUUCCUGAGUUUAAGGAGAGCGAUGCCAUGUUUGCCGCAGAGCGGGUGAGUUUGGCAAAUUUGGACACGUGUGCCUCCUACUAAUUUUUUCUAAAUAUAUUGCCUUCUUUUGCCAUGCCGAGCAAAAAGAAAAUAUAAAUGCUCAUAUUUUGCAGGCUCCUGAGUGGGUGGAUGCUGAGGAGUGCCACCGUUGUCGGGUGCAGUUUGGGGUAAUGACCCGAAAGGUCAGUGUUAGGUGCUUUUCUCUGCAAGAACGUGGACAUUUCAUGUAUAUCCAUAGCUUCCCAUUAUUUUCCCAUUUCUUUUCAUACUCAACUUCAUACUCCCUUGCCUUCUACAUUCCUUUGUUUGCUUACCCCUUUGUGUUUCUCACUUUCAUCCCUGUCUUACGUGUUCUCCCUUUCUUUGCAGCACCAUUGUCGUGCUUGUGGGCAGAUCUUCUGUGGGAAAUGUUCUUCCAAAUACUCUACCAUCCCGAAGUUUGGAAUUGAGAAGGAGGUUCGAGUUUGUGAGCCUUGCUUCGAGCAGCUCAACAAGUAAGUGAGGGAAGAAAGGAGGCUGAAUGUAGAAGCUAACACUUCAGUGUUUUUCCUUCCUCUGUGCUAAUUUAUAGCUUGAGCUGCACUGUUCAUGUUUUUAACUUUCUUCACACCAUGAGUUUUUAUCCUGUCCAUCUCCUCCACCUGUUACUCGUCCAGAUAUUGUAUUACCCAUCAUGCCAUGUUUAUAGAUCUGCACCUUUCUCAUGCAGACACAUUGAUAUGUUUCUUUCAUUCCAGGAAAGGUGAGGGCAAAUCCACAUCAAGUGGAGAGUUGCCCCCCGAGUAUCUUACCAGCCCUCUAUCUCAGCAAUCACAGGUGAGUUCCCAAGUCUUCUCUGCUCCUGUUGAUAUGCAUCCAUUGUGUCCAUAUUAAAUCCUGAUACUUGAUUACCCUGCCUGUGUUGAGGUGUACUGGUCCAUCCCCGGAGUGUUGGUCAUUAUGUAUGUAUCGUAAAUGUUCGUGUGCCACUUCUGUGUGUUUGCUGGAGAGCUGAAUAUGAGGACCUGUCAGUAUGUUCAUGUCUGUGCUCCAUGGAGUUGUGCAAGCGUUGCGCAAAGAAACUUUCUUAUUUUGUUGUGCGUUCCCACCUAGUUCUGCUUUAUUUGUCUGGUCUGUUUUCCUUUACCAGAACAAGUACAAACAAAGUCACCAAUACCUAGAGUAGAAAAAUACACCACCUCCUCGUGAAGUUGUUAGAUAUUUAAAACUAACAAGAGCCUUUUGAAACAUCUGGAAAUAACAUUAGAAGGUGAUGGUGGUCUAAGGAAAUAUUCCCUUUCUCACAUAUUUGUUUAACUUUGAGUAUUUAUUGUCUUUUAUGCAUUUUGUGCCGGGAAGGCAGUGGGUCUUGUUGUCCAUGAAGGCACCGGGUCUAGUUGUCCAUGAAGGCACCGGGUCUAGUUGUCCAUGAAGGCACCGGGUCUAGUUGUCCAUGAAGGCACCGGGUCUAGUUGUUUUUCAGGGGAACGGGUCUAGUUGUCUUUGAGGGCACCGGGUCUAGUUGUCUUUAAGGGGAACGGGUCUAGUUGUCUUUGAGGGCACGGGGUCUAGUUGUCCAUGAAGGCACCGGGUCUAGUUGUCUUUGAGGGCACCGGGUCUAGUUGUCUUUGAGGGCACCGGGUCUAGUUGUCUUUAAGGGGAACGGGUCUAGUUGUCUUUGAGGGCACGGGGUCUAGUUGUCCAUGAAGGCACCGGGUCUAGUUGUCUUUGAGGGCACCGGGUCUAGUUGUCUUUGAGGGCACCGGGUCUAGUUGUCUUUGAGGGCACCGGGUCUAGUUGCCUUUGAGGGCACCGGGUCUAGUUGCCUUUGAGGGCACCGGGUCUAGUUGCCUUUGAGGGCACCGGGUCUAGUUGCCUUUGAGGGCACCGGGUCUAGUUGUCUUUGAGGGCACCGGGUCUAGUUGUCUUUGAGGGCACCGGGUCUAGUUGUCUUUGAGGGCACCGGGUCUAGUUGUCUUUGAGGGCACCGGGUCUAGUUGUCUUUGAGGGCACCGGGUCUAGUUGUCUUUGAGGGCACCGGGUCUAGUUGUCUUUGAGGGCACCGGGUCUAGUUGUCUUUGAGGGCACCGGGUCUAGUUGCCUUUGAGGGCACCGGGUCUAGUUGCCUUUGAGGGCACCGGGUCUAGUUGUCUUUGAGGGCACCGGGUCUAGUUGUCUUUGAGGGCACCGGGUCUAGUUUUCCAUGAGAGCAGUGGGUCUAGUUGUCUUUGAGGGCACCGGGUCUAGUUGUCUUUGAGGGCACCGGGUCUAGUUUUCCGUGAGAGCAGUGGGUCUAGUUUUCCGUGGUUCCCCAAGAUAUUAGUCCCUCUCUGAUUGACCUCUAGUCUCCUCUGCUCGUCCGGCUCCUCUCAUAUUAUUAUUCUUUCCCUUCUUGUCUUUGUUUAAUUGUUAAUUUAAGACACAGGUGGGGCAGGAGGAGCCGGGAGCGGCAGGGACAGAGACUUCCAACAGAAAGGUGAGCAUGGCAGCAGUUAGACUACACGCUGUAAAAUGUUUAGGAGGCUGCACCACACCAAAUCAACAAACAGUAAUUCAUCUCAGCUGAGAAGAUUGAUCGCAACACUCAACACACUCAACACACUUCAAAUCCAAAACACCACAAAUUCCUCUACAAUUGCUGUUGGUGCUUUAGUUUAAUAGUACCAGCUCAAGUGAUUUUCCUGUCUCCCACACUCCCUAACUUGUGUCUAAUCUUUCCUUAGUUUAGGGCAUUGUUUUUAUUAUUUACUGGCUAUUCUUUCCUUUCCACGUGCUUCAUCUUGGUACCUGUCUCCAACUGUAGAUGCCUCCCAAGCGUGAUGAGGCAGCCCUGCAGGAGGAGGAGGAGCUGCAGCUAGCAAUCGCCCUGUCUCAGUCUGAGGCCGAGGAAAAAGAGCGGAUGGUGAGUUGUUAGCCCAAUUAUUAGAGCCAGUAUUCGGCAUAUUUGUGAUAAUCGGUCUUGUAAUUUACUGAUAACUUACUCACUUCUCUGUCACCGCACUAGCCAAUGAGGUGCCACGUCGCGACCUCACAUCUCCCCUCCCUGUGAGUUCCCACAUGCAGAGCUCAUCUGAAGACAGGGAGGUGCUGACUGAGAGUGAUAUGAGUGCGAUUGCUGUCAGCAUGUUUAUUUAAUGCCAGAUUUGUGUAAAAAAUUAUCGACUGUCGAAAUAUAUUGGUGAAUUACUAGUGAGUUAAUAAAUUCAUAAUUUAAACCACUUCAAUUGAAUUUUUGCUCCCAAUCCUACCAACCCUUGUCAAUGAUUAAAGGGAGACUCGUACCACCAAAACAACUUUAGCUUAAUUAAGCCGUUUUGUUGUACAGAUCCUACCUCUGCAGUCUCACUGCUCGAUUUUCUGCCAUUUAGGAGUCAAAUCACUUUGUUUAUGCAGCCCCAGUCACACCUCCUGUUAAUUUGACUACUUUUCAGGAAAUCGUAGGGAGGCUGUGUGAGUCUCAGGAGGUGUGGCUAAGGCUGCAUGAACAAAGUGAUUUAACUCCUGAAUGAGAAUAGUGCAGUGAGAUCUAUACUCAAAAACUAUUUAAGCUAUAGUUGUUUCGGUGUGUAGCGUGUUCCUUUAAUGAUCAGAUAGAAAGCAUGCAUCUAAAUGUAAUGCAAAUAAUUGUUUUUAUUUAAUGGUAUUUAAAUGACAUGAUUAUACAGUAUUUGCACGGCAUACCUAGUUCUUAUAACAGUAACCAUUAAAAUACUGCAUUUCAGUGUAUGCUUGUUUAUUUCUAUAUACAUGCAAAAUAAUGCCAGGAUUAUCCAACAAAUGUUAGUGAUGCUUCCUCAACGCAUCAAAGAUUUAAACAUCUUGUGUUACUUUGUUUCUUCAUUACAGAAGCAAAAGACCACCUAUGGCAUGUACCCAAAGACUGAUCCUACGCCCGUUACCUCCUCUGCCCCUCCAGCCAGCACACUGUACUCCACUGUUGCAGUGAGUAUCUGUACAAUUAGACAUUGAUGAAAGACUCCCCCUCCACCCCCAUUUAUUUGAAUCAUUUUCUUAAACACACAUUCAUAGCCUCUUAACCCCUCUCUUCUGCCCCCAUGUAAAUAUGCUGAGCAGCUACAAACAUGGGUGUGAUGUAGGGAAGAGAGUGGUAAAGGGUAUGAGGACAGGAAUAUGGUAGGGGUGUGAUGGAGGAGAGGGUGUGGGAAGGAGAAUUAGAUUGUCUAAAUGGAAGGGAAGAAGCGUUGCUCCAAGUAAAAGUGUGUUGAGUAAGGGAGGCUCAUAGGAUGCUCAAUCUCAAUAAAUAUAUUUGUAUAUUUUUUUUUUAUAUCUCUCUAGAACUCAUCUGCCCCUCUUGCUGAGGAAAUCGACCCAGAGGUAACACAAACAGAAAAUUGAAACAGACCAUUUCAUGUUUGCUGUUCUUGUUUUUUCAUCGUGACUCUAUUUCUCUGUCUCCCCUUUCCCAAAGCUCGCUCGUUACCUCAAUCGUAACUACUGGGAGAAGAAGCAAGAGGAGGUGCGAAAAAGCCCCACUCCAUCCGCACCCAUUCCAAUGGCAGAGCCGGUGGUCCAGGCAAGUGAAGUGCCUCCAGUGAGCAUGGUGAAUGUGAUGGAGGUAAGAGCAGGCAAGGCUGAGCUAUUAAUGCUAUGUCAAUUGUAAUAUAGCUAUCUUUAUUCUUUACACCAUGUGGUGUAUAUUAGGGGAUAUAAAAUCUCUUUUAUGUUGUACUGUUUAAUCUUUAAAGGGGAUUAUAACUAUUUUUAAAUGUAUUCACUCGAGAGGCUGAAUGUCUGCUGAAUUUUGGGAAUGUGGGCCCAAGGAAUUAUAUCAUGAAUACAGUACAUGGAGUUCUUAAAAGUACCUUUCACUACUAAAUCAGGGGCAGUGUGUACUUAUUUUUAAUGUUCCAAGGAAUUAGUAUGAUAUUUUCCGUGCACCGACUGAGCCAGGACUGACCUCUCUCCCUCUCCUCUAGCAGCAGUACCAGAAUGGGGAAUCGGAGGAGAACCACGAACAAUUCCUGAAAGCCCUGCAGAAUGCUGUCACCACCUUCGUCAACCGAAUGAAGAGCAACCAUAUGCGUGGCAGGAGUAUCACCAACGACUCCGCCGUUCUUUCCCUCUUCCAGUCCAUAAACAACAUGCACCCGCAGCUACUGGAGCUGCUCAAUCAGCUAGACGAGAGGCGCUGUGAGUGUUGUGAUGGGACUUGUAGAUUGUGGGGUGAGGGGACGCGCAUUGGGUUGGAAAUGGUAUCUACCGCUCCUAAUGUGGUGUAGGUGAUUCUGUUAUUCAUUAUGUGCCAAUGGAAACCUUUUUAUAUACAGCUUUAUAUACCCAGAGGCAUUUAGGUCAAGUGGACUCUUUCCUCCAUUUCAAGAUUGCUAAUAAUAAGGUUUGAUAUUUGCCGCAAUGAUUAUUAUUGGCAAUCAUGAAAUGGAAUUACUGGGAAUUACCCACUGUAAAGAGAGAGUGAGUGACCAUAAAAUGACUUUAGAAUGUGCAGGUGGUGGCAACAAUGUGUGUACCAUGUGUUAUUUGAGUGAGAUGGAAUAAAAUACUGGCUUCUCCAAACAGUGUACUACGAAGGACUGCAGGACAAGUUGGCCCAGAUCAGGGAUGCAAGGGGUGCACUAAACGCACUCCGUGAGGAGCACCGCGAGAAGCUACGCCGUGCCGCGGAGGAGGCAGAGAGACAACGGCAAAUACAGCUGGCACAGAAACUGGAGAUAAUGAGGCAAAAGAAGCAGGUACUCUGUUAUAGGGACUUUGUUGAUGUCUAUGUGGACACUAUUUGUAUUAUUAUUAUUUAUUAUUUUAUUUAUAUAGCGCCAGCAAAUUCCGUAGCGCUGUACAAUGGGUGGACUAACAGACACAUAACUGAGAUCAGACCACUGGACGUACAGGAACAGAGGGGGUUGAGGACCCUGCUCGAUGAGCUUACAUGCUAGAGGGAGUGUGGUAUAGUGACACAAAGGGUUAAAGUAGGGGAAUUACAUAGUUUGUUAGAGAAGGGUUUAUUGAAUGCUUGGUAGGUCAUUUUUGACAGUUGCAGGAAAGGAGUCAUGGGGUGGGGGAUGAGAAACCUGCUGACAGUUUAAUUGAUACGCUUUAAUGAAGAAGUGAGUUUUCAAAGAUUUUUUUGAAAGAGUGGAGGCUGGGUGAAAGUCUGAUUGAGGAGGGAAGGGAGUUCCACAAAAUAGGUGCAGCCCUGGAGAAGUCUUGAAGGCGAGCAUCAGAGGUGGGGAUCCGGGCAGAGGAUAGGCGUAAGUCUUGGGCUGAGCUCAGGGGUCUCGACGGGACAUACUUGUGUAUGAGGGAGGAUAAGUAUGUUGGAGCAGCAUUAUGUAGGGAUUUGUAAGUAAGCGCCAGAAUUUUGAAUUGGGCCCUAUAUCUAACUGGAAGCCAAUGCAGGGACUGACAGAGUGGAGGCGUGGGAGGUGUGACCAGACGAGAAAAUAAGCCUUGCAGACGCAUUCAUUAUAGAUUGCAGCGGUGCAAGCUGGGAACAUGUAAGACCGGUGAGAAGGGGAUUGCAAUAGGCAAGGCGAGAGAGAACAGCAGCAUGAACCAGUACCUUAGCCGCGUCCGGCGUUAGAUAUGGGCGGAUGCGCGCUAUGUUCUUGAGUUGGAAGCGACAGGAUUUGGCCAUCAAUUGGACCCCUAGGCAGCGAGCCUGCGAGGUAGAGGUGAUAGUAGCUCCGUUGACUUGGAUGGAGACAGACACAGGAGUAGCAGCACUUGAGGGAGGAAAAACUAGAAGUUCUGUUUUGGACAGGUUGAGUUUAAGGAAGUGAGCAGCCAUCCAGUUGGAAAUAGCAGAGAGGCAGUCAGAAACACGAGAUCAGGGGAGGACAGGUAGAUUUGCGUGUCAUCUGCAUAUAAAUGAUAUUGGAAGCCAAAGGAGCUGAUGAGUUUACCAAUGGAGGCAGUAUAGAUAGAGAACAGUAGUGGGCCGAGGACAGAACCUUGGGGGACGCCGACAGAGAGGGGUUGGGGUGAAGAGGCAGAACCAGAGAAAGAAACACUGAAAGAGCGCUGGGUGAGGUAGGAGGAGCACCAGGAGAGAGCAGUAUCCCGUAGACCAAAGUACUGACUUUGUUUUGCUUCUAUAACUGUCAAUGAUCUGAUUUCAGGUUGUUCCUUGACUUGUUUGGGAUUAUUUUGCUCCGUGUAGUCACAGAACUCCACCUUAUUUAUAAGCUUUCUUUAUCUGAUGAAAAGUUUUAUGUUCCAGGAAUACCUAGAAAUGCAACGGCAGCUCGCCAUCCAACGUCUGCAGGAGCAAGAGAAGGAAAGACAGCUUCGGUUGGAGCAACACAAACAGACCAUCCAAAUGAGGGCUCAGAUGCCAGCUUUCUCCUUGCCUUAUGCACAGGUACUCAAAUCGUGCAGACUUAGGCCCAGGUCUUACUAUUGGCAAGCUCUCAAUAACUUCUGUGCUUUUUUGCAGCUACAGUCACUGCCAGCAUCAGGAGGAGUCAUGUACCAGCCCUCUGGGCCAAAUGCCUACCCCGGCACAUUCAGUCCAUCAGGCUCUGUUGAGGGAUCCCCAAUGCAUGGUGUGUAUAUGAAUCAGCCAGGUCAGGCAACCUCUGCUCCUUACCCACCCAUGCAGGUGCCGGGCACAGGUGAGGGUCGCUUCAUUACUAUGAUUUGAGAUGUUUGUACAUUCAGAUGGCUCACAGUCUAUAUUCUAAACUUCUCGCUGCUCCCCCAGAUCCCAACAUGGUGAAUGCCUACAUGUAUCAAGGUGGCUCGGCACCCUCAGCUCAGCAAGGGCAACCAGUGCCAACAACCAACCCAGCAUAUACCUCUUACCAACCUACACCUACCCAGCCUUACCAGGUAAGACCAAGAAAAGGAGGAGCUUCACUGACCCAAGACCUUGUCUGUUUGACCCUUGACUAGAGGAAAUGUGGUACUUUGUAUUUAUUUACUUCUUUAAUGUUUCACAUUUUAAACAACUGAUCAGAACAUUGCAGUGAUCCUAUAUCUGUAAGAACGUUCGAAAAUGUAAUGGAUAAGAAGUUUGAGAUCCCGGUGGAGGUGACAGUUUGAAUAACUUGGUUUCUGUUCAUAGAAUGUGGCUUCACAGAGCCUUCCUCCAAUGUCCCAGAAUCCUACAGCAGGCGGCAUAGGUUACAUGCCCACUCAGAACGUUCCCAUGGGUUACCAGCCGUACAAUAUGCAGGUAAAUCUGUCUUAAGUAACAGAGAAAGGAGUUAGGUCCAUCUUCAUUCUGAUAUUCCCAGUGCUGCUGUUUUGUGUUUGUUUUAGAGGAUAAACUGGUAAAAGAAAAAAUUCCUCCAUUUUAAUAAAUAUAUAUAUAUAUAUAUAUAUAUAUAUAUAUAAUAUUUAUUUGUAUUUAUUUUUUUAAUGGAAUAACUUGCUUUGAAACCAUACAUAGUGAUUACUUGUACACUGCAUUUACUCCUUAUUUGAUAGCUCAUUUUAAUUAUUCAGUCUUUCUGGGAUGUGAAUGUUUUAACUCACUCAGUCAAGUCUUCAUUACAGAAUGUGAAUCUAAGUAUGGCUUUAUCUCACUCUCUUUUCUACAGAACCUCAUGACUACUCUCCCUGGUCAGGAUCCAGCUUUGAGCAACAUGCCCUCUCAGCAGCCUUUCCUUGGAGGACAGCAGCCUAUGUACCAGCCGGUAAGUGCUGGAUAGAUGGUUUGUGUAGAAGUAGAGCUUUAGGAGGAGUGCAGAGUGUUUUGGGCAAUAUCUCGGGAAUAGAAUGUUUACAAAUCUGGUGUAGUGUGUCCAAUGUACAUCAUAUGGCACGCUUUUGUGUUGGUUUAGUAUCUUGUUGGAAUCUGCGUACAUGGAUUAUGGGUGCUUUUUUUGCCUUCUGGUCUGUAGCACUAGUAGCUAACUUUAGAAGUAAAUAAAAAAUCUAUACAUUAAGAAAGUAGUUCUCAUCAGUUAGUUGAGGUGGAGGGAGACUUGGCUGUUACUGAUGGGUCUGAUUUAGGAAUGCUGAACUCAUUCUUUUCUUCCAGAUGCCAGUAGGAGCCGGUCAACAGCAACCUCAACAGCAGCAACCAGCACAUGGCCAGCAGGGGCCAGGGGGCAGCGAAGCCCAGCUCAUCUCAUUUGACUGAUCCUAGAAGCCAUCUUUCUCUGUUCCUUAAACCAUGUCCGAUUUAGCUAACCUCUCCUGCCCCCAGUGUGUUUAGCAUGUAGCCCGCUGCAGUAAAACACUACAUUAAUGUAAUUGCCAUUUCCAGUGUCUCACACUAUGACCGCAAGCUUCCUUCCUCCGAUAUAAUAUCACCAGAUCCCAGAGGAGCACUCUACAUUAACAGGGGGCUUACUCUCUCUGUAACACCUGAUUCUCACAUCGUGUUUGUCUUUAAAAUAGCUUGUAUUUAUACAGAGUACCCCUAGUCCACGCUAGCAAUCUCUGUAACGAAGACCCAUGUCAAAUGCAUGCUCCUGCUGUCGUGGAACGACUUUCCAUUGCCUCCCAACAAGAAGCCAGUUUAUCAUUUUAAUAGUGAUAAGAGUACCCACAAUUUGAGUUAUGCCUCUAGAGAACAUUAGCUGCUCCUUUUUGUUUUACUAAUCAUGGAGAGUAAAACUUUGUUACCAGCUAUGAAGUGGUUUGCCAUCCACAGGAAAUGGCAACAGAGAAAUGUGAAGCUGUCUGUGUAUCUUAACUCCCAACUGUAAUAGGGGAUCAUAAAGCUAAGUAUCCAUUAACUACAAUCUCCAAGAUGUUUUUUCAUUACGAUAUUAAAGAAACACUUUAUAGAGUGCCCCCUCCCUCCCUGUAAGGAAUCAAACUGAUUUAAUUUAUUACCUGUGGCACGCCAGGCACCGCUCUCCGCCUUCACUACUUCCUAUGGAGAGAUACAAGCUCUGUCUGAGCUAAGCCCAGCGAUGCCGUCUCGGUUUCAUUGCUUGAAGUGUGCCUUUCAAAGCUAAAGCUAUUUAUCCUGUAAGUGUUCAGUAACUCAUGUUUAGUUCUUUUCUGCUAUAUCAGAUGUGUAAUAUCUGCAUUGAUGUUUGUAAUAUGACCUAUAUAGGGAAUACAAACUUUGCAUAUGUAGUCGAUAAAGCAAAAUAUUUAAUAGGACACCUAUCGAAAUACUGCCAAAAUGAGCAAGUAAGGAAGGAGGGCAAUUGAUUGAGAAAUUGAAGACCUACCCCUUGAUAUCAGAAUGAUAUAUUGCAUACAAUAAAACAGACUAAUGAUUUUACAUACCAGUGUGGCGGUGAUCACCAGAAAUGGGCCCCCAAUUUACAAAACCUUUAUUUCUUUACAAACUAGCAUUUACUGGCACAAUGUAUAGAUGACGGGAAUUAGAAUGGCGACUUCCUAGCUCUCAGAGACUUUCACUUUCCAGGAACCAGGACAUUUUCGGGGUUUGUGUCAAAGAUAAAUGGAAAAUAAAGUUUCCCCAAACAUUUGAAGAUUUUAUAAUGUGAGCUCAGAAUUAUACUAGUAUACACAUAAUGGGCAGAAUAUGCCUCUUUAAAAUAUAUAUAAUACUGUAGAAAUUAUGCUAUUAUUCCUUUUAUAUGUAUGACACCUUCAAUGGUAGGAGUUAAUCUGACGGGUUUUUUUUUUAUUGCUGUUGCAGUAACGGUGAAACUGUGAUUUAAGCAAGGGGUACAUUUAAACAUAAUCCCACAGACUCAUUCCAUCCCAGCUGUCCUCUUGUGUUCUUUAAAGCUUAUUGUGAUUGUGAAACACACCAGGUUACAGAAAGCUAUCUUACGGUGGGUGGUUCACACGUUUCUGUUUCUGUUGUAUUUGUAUUAAUCUCCUGGUUUAGUGACUUGUUAGUUAUCAAUAUAAUAAACAUUUAUCAGAACAAGAUCCCCUUGUGUUUUUCAAAUCUGGCUGGUCUGUUCUAUUGGUUCCGCUUACAAUCAAUCUGUCAAUAAGGGCUGACAUCUUCAUCAAGAAUGUGUCAUGCUGACACAUAGGGCAAAGCUCUGUGGCAGGGAUUUUAAACCAGUAGCUUACCAGCUGAAACUACAAGUCCCAAGAUGCUCUGCAAGCCUAUCAAAGCAACAGGCGAUUUUUAGUUCCACAACAGCUAGAUAGUGACCAAUUUUAUUGUGAAAUACUCAAGUGACUGAUUAUGUCCAUACAUACAGAGAUUUUUUUCCUAUAAAUUGGUCAAAUUUGGACCUAUCUGCAGCAUGUCCUGUUGGUUUUCUUUAAGAACUUUAUUCCGAAAUCGUUCUUGAUAAAGAGUUGCCAACAUUCCUGAAUCCAUUGAUAGUCGCACCACAUGGGUGGCAGUAAUACGCCAUAUAGUAUUACACAUGGCUGAGAGCCCACACAUUGCUUUUUAGGUAAUGUUGCCUUGUAGUGGUAGGCAGUUGAUGGUGUGAAUGAGUGAUCCAAGUAGAAUGAAGACUGCGUGAUGAGUGUGGGAAUUAGGGCAGACUGCGUGAUGAGUGUGUACAUUGAAAGGAAUAUUAGAGAAAUAUGGAACGUAACUUGACAGGAGAGAG